Molecule: messenger RNA, 3062 nt
Organism: Bursaphelenchus xylophilus (pine wood nematode)
Lineage: Eukaryota; Metazoa; Nematoda; Chromadorea; Rhabditida; Aphelenchoididae
Source: the annotation of a GenBank genome assembly
AUGGGGAACUCCUCAAGUUCGGUAACUUCGGGCAUAAAGAAUCAGAUCGACGGAUCUUCCAAUGUGAUCUAUCCAUUAGCCGAUGUCACUGGGAAUGGGGAGCUGGCCAAUCUAGCCAAGGAAGCGAUUAAACUUGGGAAUACGGAUCUACUGGAUAAAACGAUAAAGGAGGUGAGAGAAAAGUCUAAUUGAGGAACACUAUUUAAAAAAAGUGCUGAAAUUUUGGUUUUUUCAUCAGGUCUGAUUUACAAAAUCGGAAUUUCUAUUCGGAAAUUCAAACUACAGGAUAAGCUUUUGCGUGAUUUAUUCUUGGCGUAUAAAGAUCAUGCCAUCAAAGUUUUGGAACUCUUAAGAUUCGCCAAAGUGAGCAGGGGGAUCUAGUAUAGCCAGCUCUCUUUGCCUUCCAUAGUCUCUCUUCGUCAUAAUUUAACAUAAAUCGGUUUUAAAACACGUACUAUGCCCAUUCCAGAAAAUAACUCCCUUUCUCUACAACGGCGGAGAAGGAGCACUCCUUCCAAUUCACGAAGUAAUCUCGGCUCGACAUAAAGAACGUACGGGCAAUGCAUUUACAGUCGUUUCAACCCUUAAGAAGUAUGUCUGUUGGCGUCUCGAUUGCCGAGGAGCUGUGGGUGAGACCCUUCUUCAUGUAUGCUUCUUAUCCGGUCUUCCGGAUAACAUGAAGCUACUGGCUCAUCGGUUGAUCGCAUUAUUUCCAAAUAUCAUCAACGACUUUUAUUUAUGUGACGAGUAUUAUGGAGAGACCGCGUUACAUAUGGGAAUUGUAAAUGAAGAUGCGGAGAUUGUAAGGUUCUUGCUGAAGAAUGGAGCGUCUUUGGACGUAAGAUGCACAGGGAACUUCUUUACUUGUGAUGAUCAGAAGAGUUCGCGGGUCGAUUCGGCCAAUUCAGAACACGCGAUGUUGGGGAAGAAUACUUAUUAUUUGGGGUAAGGGAUUUUGAGGUGGUUUAGUUGUAAACUGCGAAACUUACAAACACUAAGGUUGUCCACGAUUGAUAAAAUUUCCAAUAAAAUAUUUAUAGUCAUCUUUACUGGGGAGAAUAUCCUCUUGCCUUCGCUGCUUGUCUUACGCAGACCGAUUGCUUCCGCCUUCUGUGUGGCUAUGGAGCAAAUCCCAAUUGGCAGGAUACCAAUGGCAAUACUGUACUUCAUAUUUGCACGAUUCAUGAGAAUUGGGUAUGGAUCAACCAGUUGUUCCAAUAAGGCCUUGUUUUUAGGAAAUGUUCGAGCUUGCGCUCCGGCAUGGCGCAAAACUUCACAUCGAAAAUAAACAACAUCUUACACCGCUGACGUUGGCCUCGUAUCUCGCUAAAAAAGAGGUAAGAAAACUUCAUCAAAAACCUUGACACUGUGUUUAUUAUGAACAAUCACAUGUUAUUAGAUGUUCGCGAAGAUCCUAAAGAAGGAACGAGAGGUUUAUUGGACUUAUCGUGGCGUCAGAUCAUCCGGAUAUCCCUUGGAACAUAUUGAUUCAAUUCAUCCAAAGACCGGAGAGAUCAACCCAAAUUCGGCACUAGUGUUGGUCAUCUACGGAGCAAGUCAUGAACAUUUACAAUUGCUCCCCAAUUUGCUGGAGAAAUUGAUAAAUUGUAAAUGGACUUCCUAUGCCAGAAGGGAGUAGGUUUCAUUUUUAAUUCGAAUCUAGAAAAAGGUGUAAUUACAAUAUUAUAAUUUUCACUUCAGAUUAUACCGUCAAAUGGCCAUUUUCACAGUUUAUUUCAUAUCGAUGGUGAUCUGUCUGCUUAAUCGACCAACCCCGUAUGACCGAAAAUACGGUAACACGACUCUUGUUUGCAUUGCCAACUUUCCCUUUUUGGAUUACGAUAUGAUGACAACUAAAGAACGAGUAAGUUCAAAAUUAAUCCUCUUCUUUUGUUAAUCGUAAAUUCAAUUGCUGUAUUAUUAUAUUUUCAGCUCUAUUAUGCCCUAAACUUAGUGGUUCUAUUAGGCGCUUUAUAUUACCUGCUUCAAAUGUAUUCGCAUAUAAGGAAUGUUGGGCAGAAGAUGUAUUUUCAGAGUUUGGUAAGCAAAACUUGUACUUCGAAAAGUGAUCACUUUUUAGUGGGGAUUCCCGGCCAAGACAACCUUUCUCAUCUCCUGUAUUUUCGUUAUCUUCGGAUUUUUCCUCCGGAUAUUUUGUUGGGAUGACUUUGAAGACAUAAUUUGGGAGAUUACCAUUCUUCUGACUGCUGUUUACUUUCUUUUCUUCUUCAGGUGGGCGUGGCAUUAAUUACUGAUCAUCAAAUUCGUAUUAUAAGGUAUUUUUUAGAGGUUUCAAGUCCGUGGGACCUUUCGUUCUGAUCUUAUACAAGAUUAUCCUCCGAGAAAUCAGUCGAUUCAUCAUCAUCUACAGUAUCAUUGUCAUCGGUUUCUCGCAAUGUAAGUUCUUCGCAUCAAAUUGACAUGCACUAUAGUGUAAGUAAUGUAAAUAAAUAAAUAAACCCAAAUGUCAAGGUUCUUUUAGCAUUCUACAUUCUCUUCCUGGGCUAUCGUCGAGAUGAUCCAAAGUACGAUCCCCGAGAAGGAAAUAUCAUGUCGAAUGUCGCUGAGAGUUUCAUCCGUAUGUUCAUCAUGUCUCUGACCGAAUUUGCCGUUUUCUUCGAGCAACUUGAGAUGUGUGAGCUCACAAUCUUAGGGAAGAUCACCUUCAUCAUCUACAUGUUGUUGGUGACCAUGUUGCUUAUGAACAUGCUGAUUGCCAUGAUGACGAACACUUACACGGAGAUUGCGGCUAAUGGAUUGGAGUACGUGAGACAGUUUGCAGCCAUUAUAUUGAACAUGGAGCAAAGUUUUACACCGGAGAAUAGAUUGAAAUACCAAAACAUGUAUUCCAGUCCAAUGAGUGAUGGGCACAGGAUCUCAUUGUUGAUGAAACAACGUCUCACGGUACGUAAAUUUCUACUGGAAAUGCAAACUUAUGUUAUACUAUCCACUUAUUAUUUUUGUCUUUUCAGGACGACGAGGUCGUGGAAGAAGAUCAAGAGCUCAUGAAUAUGUGGAGAAAGUUCCGUGAAGACAAAUUACGACAAUUAGCGGAUAAAUAA